GAUGCGUGCGCGCCUAUACAGAAUCGGUAACAAAAAACUACAGAUUUCAAAUUAGGUUGGACACCAUACGACCGUAGCCAUCCGUAUCACAUCUUCACGGAACUGAACAACUAUGGAUGAAUUACUUAUUUUAAUUGUUUCCAAAGGAACUCUCUGACGAGAAGAAAUGUCUGGGUAAAGUUCAGAUACACUCGGUUAUAUAUAUGCUUGUCUUUGCCUGCGCAAUAAUUACACUUUGAGAAGAGACUGAAACAAUCAUUCACCUGGACAAACCUGAGAGUUCAAUUCAAGCUUAUUUUACACCUCUGACCUGAUACUGGUCCGAUUUUGGAUGAGGAGAGUAUAUGCCAAAUUGAUAUAAAUUGAAAAAUUCGUAUGGUUGAAUUAAAAUCAAACGAAUGAUGACAAUUAAAACACUAUUGAAACUGUAGGUAAUUCAACCGUGGAACUGUUUCAAACCGAAUUCAUCAUGCGAAUAUUUUAAAGACAAGGUAGGAGUUAAGGAAUACUGUGUCGGCUACUAGGUUUAUAAUAAAGGUUUUUUGUCGGGAUGAUGCGACUGCUAAACUACCUCUUGCUUGGCUACCUGACCUGGAAUCUACGGAUAUCAGACGCACAAGGGGAGUACUGCCAUGGGUGGCUGGACAGUAAUGGAAAUUACCACGAAGGCUUUCAGUGUCCGGAGGACUUUGACACCAUGGAUGCGACCGUGUGCUGCGGGUCUUGCUCCCUGCGGUACUGUUGCGCGGCUGUGGACGCACGGCUGGACCAGGGAAGCUGUACCAACGACCGAGAACUGAAUAACACGGAGUUUGCUGCGCAGCCGAUCUACGUGCCCUUCCUGAUGGUGGGCUCCAUCUUUGUGGCCUUUGUGGUGGUGGGCUCCCUGGUUGCCGUCUACUGUUGCACCUGCCUGCGGCCUAAACAGCCUACCCAGCAGGCUCUCCGCUUCUCACUGCGCAACUGCCAGGGCGAGACCAUCCCCAUGAUCCUGACCACUGCGCCAGCCAGCCUGCGCACCCCCUCGCGCCAGUCCAGCACGGCCACCAGUUCCAGCUCAGCUGGCGGGAGCAGCUCGGUGCGCCGCUUCUCCCUUGGAGGUCAGGGGCAGCAGCACGGGUGCUUGGUGUCAGCGUCUGCACCAAGCACCCGUGUCUUCACCUCUCCCUCCACACCCCAGCCACUACUCCCACCACCCCCUCCACCCCCCUACACCUCCCCUGCAGCCUGCAUGCCAGGCGGGCGCCAGCACCCUCACUCCCAUGCCCAGCUGCAGCUGCACCAGCCCAUGCACCCACACCAACAGCCUCACCUGGCCCAGGGCACGGGCUUCCUGCUGCCCCAGCAGUACUUCUUCCCCCUACAGCCGGAGCCAUUCUCCGGGGCUAAGGGCUUUGCAGACUUUGGACAGAGCUGACGGGGCUUCCUUGGCAAUGAGGAGGUGGAUUACAGGAGCACACUGUGGGACGUGAGUAGGGUCAUGUUCAUUAAGCACUAAACAGAAGAAAACAGACUGAAACAACAGGAAGGGACUACCUGAACCUGCCCAGUAUGAGUUUGUUUUAAAUCAGUGAACUGUACUGAACAUGACCCUGGUGUGUUUUGUGGACAGACACACAGUCAUCGGCUACCGGGAGGACUGCCCUGACAUGCACUGCAGUAGGCCUGUUGAAUGGGGACUGGGAGACAGGAGGCUGUGUUCAAGAUAAACCACAAGAAAGCUUCCUAGUCGAGCAGAGUACAUGAGAGUAUUGUCUCUCUAAAUUACAGGAAUGGACUUCUGCUUAGAACAGACAGGACUGUUUAUUGGUCAAUAUUGUUUUCAAUGUUAUGCACUUUUUUAUAUAUACAUUUCUAUUGUAAACAAUAUUCUGUCUUCCCUUUCUCUUUUAUACACAAUUUGGUUAAAUAGUGAUGUUAAAUUGUCACAACUUUUGUGGCAGCAACAUUAUUAAGAAGUGUUCUAGACAUUUUGUUGCGAGCUGCAGGACAUUUAAUCAAAUUAUCAUUUUGACAAUUGCAAAUCCCUAAAAGAGGGGAAGGACUGACACCAAGUUGUGCAGUAGGGUGAACAAAGCCAAAUGAUGUACUGUGUGUACUGUGCUCACUGGCUGGUUUGUUUUUAUUUAAUGAUAUUAGUAAACACCAGUAUCUAAUUAGUAUUCUAAUGACUAAUUCUAUGAUUGUGAGUACUCGUCAUGCAACGCUACAACUAGAAGUACAUUUAAAAAAUAUAAAACACUCAAUAGUUGGUCAGUAUUUUCGAAAAUUAAACCUACUCUUUAAUAAUC
Oncorhynchus gorbuscha (pink salmon) is the source of this 2291-nucleotide messenger RNA. RefSeq names its product protein shisa-3 homolog. NCBI's taxonomy places the organism in Eukaryota, Metazoa, Chordata, Actinopteri, Salmoniformes, Salmonidae. The record is from RefSeq and is a predicted model, not a curated record. The transcript is spliced from 2 exons. The coding region runs from base 551 to 1417 and encodes 288 amino acids.